Mycotypha africana is the source of this 666-nucleotide messenger RNA. RefSeq lists its product as uncharacterized. The coding region runs from base 1 to 666 and encodes 221 amino acids. The transcript is spliced from 2 exons. Gene Ontology annotation, cellular component: precatalytic spliceosome. Lineage: Eukaryota; Fungi; Mucoromycota; Mucoromycetes; Mucorales; Mycotyphaceae. The record is from RefSeq and is a predicted model, not a curated record. Gene Ontology annotation, biological process: RNA splicing.
AUGCCAAGGUCACCUUCGUACGACAGAUACUCUAUCAGGCAACGCGAUAGAGAAUAUCGUGAGUUAGAACGUGAAGUUGAUUAUGAGGAUUUGGAUCGGCCAUCACGCUCAAGAUCUCGGUCUUAUUCUCCUCGAAGACGAAGCAGAAGUAGUCGCAGAAGAAGAGACGAUAGCGGUAGUCGAGACAGGAGACGGCGAAGAGACGAUUACCAUGAUAGAAGUCGACGCCAUAAACUUAAAAGUGAUGAUAGUUUAGAUAGAGAGUAUAGACGCUCACGGUAUGAAAGUCGAUCCCCUUCUCCAAGAAGAGGUAGACGUAGAGACAGAAGCAGAGAGCAAAGUCGAUAUAGAAGCCGUAGUCGUGAUUUUUCAUCGCCUCGUCGCCGACAUUCGGAUGCUAGAGAUAGGUCUAAAAGUAAAGAACGACAGAAAGAGCCAAUGGAUGUUGUAAACGAGGAUGAUGAUGAGGAAACAAAAAUGAUGAAGUUAAUGGGAUUCACUGGUUUUGACACAACAAAAGAAAAAAAAGUGCCUGGAACGGAUGUAUCUGGAGCGAAAGUGCAUAAGCCUUUAAAAUAUAGACAGUAUAUGAAUCGCAGAGGUGGUUUCAACAGGUAUUAUAUGAUAAAAAGACAUAUUGUGCUGUGGUUUUACCGAAUUGUUUGA